CCGCCGCACCGCGGGGACAGCGUGUCGUAGCCAGCCCGGGCGCGGGUCAGGGCUGCCCUCCUCUGGGUCUGGGAGCCCCGGGGAACCUGUCACACAGCGGGGAACCGGGUCCCUAGAGAGGGCAAUUAGCGCUCGCCAAGCUGCCUGGGGAGCCCGGCGUGAGGGGCGCAGAGGUGCCCCCUCGGAUACCAGUGAGAAACCAGUGGUCAUCAAGGACAGGACUGGAAAAUAGUGGGUUCUCUUUCACAUAGACGGCUUACUCAGUAUCCCAGGCCCGUUCCCAAGUCUGCUUUAUUUCUUUCUUGGACAAAUUACAGCAGGUGCGCUUUGGCCAGAACGAGGCACUGUGAAUUUACGUGAGGAGAUCAAGUUAAAAAUGAGAGGAAAGCAGUUAUGUGCCUGCUUCUUGCUGAUACCUUCUGUAUAUUUUUUGAUACAAAUGGAAGCAGAAGCCUUUCUCUUGCAGGCCGUUUGAGUUUAACCUUGUCAUGGUCAGAGUUUGGUUUAGGUGUGUUAAGUUUGAGAAUCACGUGUGUUGUUAGCAAGGAGUGUAAUAGACUCACAUUCUGGCCAGUUAGCCUGACGGCACCAACGAUGUGUCGUCAAAGCCUGAGCAGGAAAAUUGUCGCAGAAAAAGCCUCCGAAUACCAUGAAAACUAACAAAAGUAUACCGAGGAGGGUGAGUGCAAUAAAUGAAAGUUUUUUCAGGCCUUUAAUUUGUAUUUCUUUUCUUUUCUCUUUUUUUUCCUCUCGGCCCAGGGAUUUGUUUUAAGGAACAUGGAGGAGUGAGCUCCCUGCAGUUUCUUGAGUUUCCCAUCUAUCUGAUUUUGACAUGAUCAGAUGUUUGGUGGAAGAUGUGCGAGCCAGGCUGCGUUCUGGGGUGACUAUCAACUCACUGGGGCAGUGUGUUGAGGAGCUUGUCCUCAACAGCAUCGAUGCCAAAGCAACAUGUGUAGCUAUCAGGGUGGAUUUGGAAGCUUUUAAGAUCCAGGUGGUAGACAACGGCUCCGGAAUGGGGAGAGACGACUUAAAUGCCAUGGGAAAGCGGUACUUCACCAGCAAGUGCAGCUCAGUGGGAGACUUGGAGAACUUGAUGUUCUACGGCUUUAGAGGGGAGGCUGUGGCAAGCAUAGCCAACAUGGCCAGCGUAGUGGAAGUUUCAUCUAAGACCAGCAGGACAGCAAAAACGUUUGUGAAAUUGUUUCACAAUGGGCAAGCACUGGAAGUCUGCGAAGCUGAAUUGAGCAGACCAAGUGGCGGAACUACAGUGACCGUGUGUAAUCUGUUCCAUCAGUUACCAGUGAGGAGAAAGUGUAUGGACCCUGUGUUGGAAUUUGAGAAAGUGAGACAGAAAGUAGAGGCUAUUUCGCUGAUGCAUCCCUCUGUUUCACUUUCUUUAAGGAAUGACACUUCUUGUUCUAUGGUGCUUCAGCUCCCAAAGACAAGAGAUGUGUACUCUCGGUUUUGUCAAAUUUAUGGACUGGGCAGAUCGCAGAAGUUACGAGAAAUAAAUCAUAAGUCUGGGGGAUUUGAGCUAAGCGGUCAUAUCAGUAUUGAAGGACAUUACAACAAGAAUAUGCAGUUCUUGUAUGUGAAUAGAAGGCUUGUUUUAAAGACAAGACUACAUAAACUAAUUGAUUUUUUAUUACGAAAAGAAAGUGUCAUUUGCAAGGCAAAAGGUGUCCCUGUGAGCAGACAGACUAGUACAAGUCCUGGUCGCCACCGUUGUGGCCCAGAGUUGUAUGGGAUCUUUAUUCUCAAUGUGACCUGUGCAUACAGUGACUAUGAUGUGUGUCUGGAACCUGCAAAAACUCUAAUUGAGUUCCAGAACUGGGAUGAUGUUCUAACUUGUGUAGAGGAAGGAGUGAAAAUAUUUUUGAAACGAGAACAUUUAUUUAUUGAACCAUGUAAUGAGGACAUCGGAGAAUUUAAUGGCUUUUGUUUGCCUAACGCUCCAGUUCCGAAGCCCUCACUCUCUGAUGAGAAAAGCAUCCAAGACGCUUUUAAGAAAGCAUGUGACGAAAUUGUGGAUUCCUAUGAAAUGCAUAAUUUGCAAUCAAAGGAUGUCAAAAGGAAAUCCGGGACUGGAAAAAAAUCUUCAAAUCUUACAGAGUCAAAUAAAAAUCUACAGGAAACUGAAAUCGCCCCAAAUCAGAAGACUGCCGAACCAUCUGAUCCAUGUAGAAACAACAAAGUGGAGAUUCCACUGCCCAGCAAAGAUGACACAGCUUCUGAUUUCAUGACAUCAAAUAUCUCAGAGCAGGAGCCAAAAGACACCAACAGUUCCCAAAAAGCAUCUGAUACUCAUCUGAAACCUUCAGAAAACCGCCGUUCCUCUUCUAGUGGAGGGGCCAGAUCAGAAACAAGAAAAAUAGACAGUUGUGGUGACCUGCAGCAUUGUGCAGAGAAUUACAUAAAAGAUGGGGGAAGCCAGCAAGGCAAAGUAGUGCAGAAAGGCAAUAUGGUCCGUAUCUUAAAUAAUGAUGCUGUUCAAUCUCUGUCUGAGCGAGAAGACCCUACUGAAACAGCAGUGGGACUGGAAACUGUCUCUGGCAGUUCAUUGAUGAGACUGUGUCAUGCAAGAGGAGAUGGUAAAGCAGUUGAAGUGAUAGAUGAUGCUGGGAGAGGGGCUGUUAGUUCAAUACCAUUAAAACCGUGCUCUACAGGCCUCGUAACGCAUGUUACGCAAAAUGAGCCCUCACGUGAAUGUGAACAAACAGAAACAAAUCUUGCAUUAAAUGUGUGGUGCAGACCUGGCCCUGUCAGUGCCAAGGAUAUUUUUGGCCACAAAGUGAAUUUUCCGAUUCAGUCUUUAAAUGCUACAGAUCUUUCUGGUAAUACAAAUGAAGAAUAUACACCUCCUUACACCAGAGAAGUAUGCAUGGCUGAUGGUAAUGAGCAGUUAGAGAACAAAACUUUGUCAAAUCAGGUUGGUGAGGGGAUAGCUAUGCCUAUUGCCACCAGUAAAAGACAUCAUGAGAUGAAUGUUACAGAAUUGCCGCUGGCAACUUCUUCAGGUAUUCCUCACAAUAAAGUUAGAAAAAGCACUAGAAGACAGAUAGCUGUGCCAAGAUCUCAGCCCUCUAAGAAGCUGAGCUUGUCCUCACAGCUGGGUUCAUUAGAAAAGUUCAGGAGAUACUAUGGGAAAGUCAAGUGUAUGCUACCACCACCAUUGCCAGAGCAGAGUGAAUUUGGUCUCCAGGUUUUUAAUUCACAAGCUAAUUGCGACUUUUCAAAGAAUGAAAAUGACAACCAUGGUAGUGCUACCGCUUGUGAAACUCCAGCUUUGGAAGAUACAGAUGCUAAUAGUAGUAGCCCAGUUUUUGGUUCUUUGGGAGAGACUUUAUUCUGCAGUGGAGAAACUUCACAGGACAAACGAGCCCUUUGUCAGAUUACAUUGUCUGAUUACUCUCAGGUUAGUAAAAACAAUACAAGUUGUAAAAGAUCUCCAGGAUCAUUAUCAUCCAAACUGUCCAGAAUGAAAAGCGACUGCAGAGAAGUAGAACAUCUUGGUGAACAAUUCCAAACAGAUUCAAGUAGAAAAGAGGACUACUGUUUUGCUCUUGAAUCUUCAAAUAAUGAUUUUUUGUAUGAUGCUUGUCAAACAUAUCAAUCCUCAGUGGAAAAAAUGAGGGAAUGCAAUUACAGCAUUUCUAAGGGGGAUGCAUGCUUGCAAUCAGAUGGUACGAGAGCACAGUCCAUGAAAAGUACGGUCAGUCCAUCACCACUCAGCAGCAUAGAAGGGGAGUACACAGUCUCUUCAAGCAGUGUUUUUUCAUUACCAGCUAAAAAGGACUGUACUAACGUCAUAAGUAAAGAUAAAAGUACAUUAGAUGAAUCCUCAGAACAAAAUAUGAAAGAUACUGAGGUUCCCCAUACGACCUUCCCAAGUAACUUGGAAUUCUCAGCAGACAACACAAGCACAGGCAAUCCCAGGAAUGAUUUGUGGUGUUCUGACUGGCUGCAAGAUUUUGAUGUUUCGUCGGGUAAGACAAUAUACAUCAAUAAAGCAACCGGACUGAGCACCUACAGCACUCCUCCUACUGAAGGGUUUAAAGCUGCCUGCAUUCAAGAUAUAACAACAAUGGCUGUGAAUGUUGUCUCAGAGAAUGCGGUGUGGUGUUCAUGAGUCUUCAUUGAUCUGUCUGUCAGGUUUGGCUUUCUGUGGCCUCCUGAUCCG
Messenger RNA from Egretta garzetta (little egret), 4180 nucleotides. RefSeq names its product DNA mismatch repair protein Mlh3-like. Gene Ontology annotation, cellular component: mismatch repair complex. Gene Ontology annotation, molecular function: ATP-dependent DNA damage sensor activity; ATP hydrolysis activity; ATP binding. The coding region runs from base 833 to 4129 and encodes 1098 amino acids. The transcript has 2 exons. Gene Ontology annotation, biological process: mismatch repair. NCBI's taxonomy places the organism in Eukaryota, Metazoa, Chordata, Aves, Pelecaniformes, Ardeidae. The record is from RefSeq and is a predicted model, not a curated record.